Pseudozyma flocculosa PF-1 is the source of this 1764-nucleotide messenger RNA. RefSeq lists its product as uncharacterized. Lineage: Eukaryota; Fungi; Basidiomycota; Ustilaginomycetes; Ustilaginales; Ustilaginaceae. Gene Ontology annotation, molecular function: alpha-amylase activity. The record is from RefSeq and is a predicted model, not a curated record. Bases 1 to 1764 code for a protein of 587 amino acids. The transcript has a single exon. Gene Ontology annotation, biological process: oligosaccharide catabolic process.
AUGCCUUCUGACGGCGCGAAGCUGGCCAAGGGCGGCCGCACGUUUUGGUUCCGCGAUGCCAUCAUCUACCAGAUCUGGCCGGCGUCGUUCAAGGACCUCAACGACGACGGCAUGGGCGACCUGCAGGGCAUCAUUGCGUCGCUCGACUACAUCAAGUCGCUCGGCGUCAACACGCUCUGGCUCUCGCCCAUGUACGACUCGCCCCAGGUCGACAUGGGCUACGACAUCUCCGACUACCAGGCCAUCUACCCGCCCUACGGCACCAUGGACGACAUGGACGCCCUCAUCCGCGGCUGCCACGACCGCGGUAUCAAGAUCCUCCUCGACCUCGUCAUCAACCACACGUCGGACCAGCACCGCUGGUUCAAGGAGUCGCGUGCGUCCAAGCAGAGCCCCAAGCGCGACUGGUACAUCUGGCGGCCCGCAAAGUACGACGCCGAGGGCAAGCGCCACCCGCCCAACAACUGGAGGUCCAACUUCAACACGCCCGCCUGGACCUGGGACGAGGCCACCCAGGAGUACUACCUCCACCUCUUCUGCCCCGAGCAGCCGGACCUCAACUGGACCCACGACGAGUGCCGCCGCACCAUCUACCAGGAGACCAUGGUCUACUGGCUGGAAAAGGGCGUCAACGGCUUCCGCGUCGACACCGUCAACAUGUACUCGAAGCCCAUGGACUUCCCCGACGCGCCCGUCACCGACCCGGGCGCCGAGACGCAGCCGGCGGGCAUGGUCUAUUGCAACGGCCCCAUGAUGCACACCUACCUCAAGGAGAUGGGCGAGAUUCUGGAGCGCUACGACGCCAUGACGGUCGGCGAGCUUCCCAACACGCCCCAGACGGCCGACGUCAUCCGCUACGUGUCGGCGGCGUCCAACGAGCUGAGCCAGGUGUUCCAGUUUGACCUCGUCGACCUCGGCCGGCUGCCCGAGGACAUUAUGCAGGGGCGGCCCUUUGAGCUGCCCGAGAUGAAGCGCACCAUUGACAAGUGGCAGCGCUUCACCGACGGCAACGACGCCUGGACGACGGCCUUUUGCGAGAACCACGACCAGGCGCGGUCGAUUUCGCGCUUUGGCAGCGACAAGACGCCCGACGACGCCGUCGAGUCGGGCAAGCUGCUGGCGCUGCUCAACACGUCGCUCUCGGGCACGCUCUACAUCUACCAGGGCCAGGAGAUUGGCAUGACCAACGUGCCCAAGACGUGGGGGAUCGAAGAGUACCUCGAUGUCAACUCGAUCAACUACUACAAGAGCGUCGAGGAGCGCACGGGGGGCGACGCCAAGGCGCUGGCGCGCGCGCUGUCGGGCAUCAACAGCUAUGGCCGCGACAAUGCGCGCACGCCGGUGCAGUGGACGUCGGAGGCCAACGGCGGCUUCUCCAAGACGCCGUCGACCAAGCCGUGGAUGCGCACCAACGACAACUACACGAGCAUCAAUGUGGCGGCGCAGCAGGGCGACGAGGCGAGCGUGCUCAACUUUUACCGGCGCGCCAUUGAGCUGCGCAAGCGGCAUGCGGCCGUGCUGGCCAAGGGGCGGUUCGAGCUGGUCGACGUCGACGAUGCCAAGCUGUUCAAGUUUGUCAAGCGGAGCCAGGGCGCGGGGGCGGGCGGCGAGGUGGCCUUUGUCGUGCUCAACUUUAGCGGCGAGGAGCAGGCCUACCAGGUGCCCGACGAAGUGGUGGGCGGCAAGGUCAUUGCCAACACGCGCCUCGACGGCGGCAAGCCGGGCGUGCUGAGGGCGUGGGAAGGCCGCAUCUACCUGGCCUAG